AUGCUUUUUAAACAAUGGAAUGAAUUAUCUAUACCAAGACAUGAAUUGGAUUAUCCCAUUCUAACAUCAAAAGAAGAAUCCUUACAAAGUUUACCAUUACCAACUGUUACAUUACCUACAGAACUAGAUUUGAAAGAUUAUGAUAUUGUCUAUAUAACAACCAAGGUUAUGAAUCCUUUGUUUCCAAAAAAAUUCCUUAACAUUAAAGAAAUUGGUUCAAUUAGGAUGGCAUUAUCCUUUGAAGAGAGCGGCUUGAGUGAAGGGAGUUAUUCCUGGAACUUUAAUGAGAACUUUCCAAAUGAAUUUGACCCAGCAACUAACGAAAAAAAUGAAGAAAACCAGAAAUCUUUUAGUUUUGAGUUCCCACUAUUUUAUAUCCCUAAUAAUAAUAGUCUGUUAAUAUCCAUAGAUGAAAAUUUUUUAAAACUGUCACCUAUUUUUGAUAAUAUUCUUGCUAAAAAACUAGCAAGUCUUCUCAGCGACUGUAAGAAAACGUUUGUGAUUGGUGCAUCAGAUAGAAUCAUGAAUUCCAAAGCAAUUACAGCUUCUGUUUGCGACCUAAACCCUCCAGAAUUUGUUAGUGGAUUUAUUGGUUCCCUAAUAUCGAAUGCAGCUGUUCGAUCAGUCUCAAAUUUUAGUAGUAUCAUUGUACCAAGUGAAGGCCCAACAGGUUUUGAAAAGAUAUCAUUAGAAACUAUGAAUGUAUUAGUGCAUGCUUUAAUGAAUCAAUGGAAUAGUGGAAUUGAUACUCAAAAGUAUUACGAAGAAUGCAACAAAUAUUGGAGAUUUGAUGGAUCUGCAAUGAGCACGCAAUCUGGGUUAUAUAUUUAG
Molecule: messenger RNA, 831 nt
Organism: Maudiozyma barnettii
Lineage: Eukaryota; Fungi; Ascomycota; Saccharomycetes; Saccharomycetales; Saccharomycetaceae
Gene: PBA1
Product: Pba1p
Exons: 2
Coding region: 1-831 (276 amino acids)
Biological process (GO): proteasome assembly
Source: RefSeq, a predicted model, not a curated record